Messenger RNA from Aspergillus melleus, 1275 nucleotides. Its product is annotated as putative serine/threonine-protein phosphatase. Gene Ontology annotation, biological process: polyphosphate catabolic process. The record is from RefSeq and is a predicted model, not a curated record. Gene Ontology annotation, cellular component: cytoplasm. Lineage: Eukaryota; Fungi; Ascomycota; Eurotiomycetes; Eurotiales; Aspergillaceae. Bases 1 to 1275 code for a protein of 424 amino acids. The transcript is spliced from 3 exons. Gene Ontology annotation, molecular function: endopolyphosphatase activity; phosphatase activity.
AUGACCAACUCCAAUUAUACAAGUAACGAGAACAUCGACAUGUCCGACGACACCUCCGAUGAUGGCUUGUACCACCAAUCCGGUCCCUCCUACCGACUGGCCAGAUUUACCCGUCCCCUUAUCGACUACGUCCGGAACGAAUGGCAAAUGGGCACCAAGUACUCCCACCUCCCGACGUCCACCUCCGAACGGCCCGAAUCGCCUCGCUGGGUGCAGAUGAUCACCUCGAUCGUGACGGCGCCGCGAUUCCGUCGCUACGUCGUCGUCUACCUGACCCUGCUGAUUUCGUGUUUCGUCGGCUGGAAGUUUGUGUUGUCGCCGCGGCUGGAGGAACAUUCGGCGCUUCUGCGAUCGCUCGAUCCCAACGUUAAGGAUGAGGUGGGCGGCUGGUUCGGUGCCAACGCGUUGCCGACUUUCGAUAAUAUCGUGCAAUUGAGGGAUUUGGAUCCGUCCUAUCUGCCUGCGGAGAAGGCCGCUGAGCCGAAUCAACUCAAUCAACGGCGGCUGAUCAUGAUCGGCGACGUGCAUGGGUGCAAGGAAGAGUUGGAAACCCUCCUCGAACAAAUCGAAUUCGAUGAAGAGUCCGACCACCUCGUUUUCACCGGCAACUUGAUCGACAAGGGCCCCGACAGUCUCGGUGUCGUCGAUCUCGUCCGCAAAUACUCCGCUUCAUGUGUCCGCGGCAACCAUGAGGAUCGCAUUCUAGUCCUUCGGCACGAUUUGAUCGCCGCCAAGAUUCUCGAGGAUACUUCGCAAGACAACGAAGACGACUUCGGACAGGACCCUAGCGGCCGGAAGCUGGCCCGGGAAAUGACCGACGAGCAGGCCAAGUGGCUGGAUACCUGCCCGGUCAUCCUGAACAUCGGCCAGAUCAAGGGUCUCGGGCAGACGGUCGUCGUCCACGGCGGUUUGGUUCCCGGUGUCGAUCUGGAGAAGCAGGACCCUUUUAGCGCCAUGACCAUGGUCACUAUCGACCUCGAACGUCACGUUCCUAGCUCGUCGCAGGUUGGCACGCACUGGACCAAGCUUUACAACAAACACCAGUCCCUCUUGUACUCUAGUGUGGAAAAGACCGUCGAAGACCCCAAGUCCAUGCUGACGACCGUCAUCUACGGACACGACUCGUACAACUCCCUCUCCCUGAAAACAUACACCAAAGGUCUCGACACCGGGUGCGUCGAGGGCGGCAAACUGACGGCCCUGGUCAUCUCUGACGGCGGAGAGCAGAAGGUCGUCCAAGUGGGAUGCAACGAUUAUAGCAAGAACUGGACAUGA